GUCAUAAUCAACGCUGUAUGGAAAACUUUCGCAUGGAUAAGCAUGUUUUUUAUAAGUUGUGUGAUAUUUUGCAAGCCAAGGGCUUACUGCGUCACACAAAUCGAAUCAAAAUUGAGGAGCAACUGGCCAUAUUUAUGUUCAUAGUUGGUCAUAAUCUGAGGACUCGGGCUGUUCAAGAGCUAUUCCGUUAUUCUGGAGAAACCAUCAGUCGUCACUUCAACAAUGUUUUGAAUGCAAUAAUGUCAAUUUCGCUCGAUUUUUUUAAGCCUCCAGGCUCCGAGGUUCCUUCAGAAAUUGUUGAAGAUCCUAGGUUCUACCCAUAUUUUAAGGAUUGUGUGGGAGCAGUUGAUGGUAUACACAUGCCGGUGAUGGUUGGUGUAGACGAGCAUGGACCUUUCCGCAAUAAGAAUGGUUUACUUUCACAACAUGUUCUGGCAGCUUGCUCGUUUGACCUCAAGUUCCAUUAUGUUUUGGCUGGCUGGGAAGGAUCUGCUUCUGAUUUGCAAGUUUUUAAUUCAGCAAUCACAAGGCGGAAUAGGUUACAGGUCCCUGAAGACGACAAGUAUCCAAACGUGCCAGGCUUUGUUGCUCCUUACUCAGAUAUUCCCUACCACUCUAGGGAGUUUCCCAGCGGUUAUCACCCACAGGAUGAAAGAGAAUUGUUCAAUCUAAGACACUCAUUGUUACGAAAUGCUACUGAUCGGGCUUUUGAGGUAUUAAAGGCACGAUUUCCUAUAUUGAUGGCGGUUCCUCCCUACCCAUUGCAAACGCAAGUAAAGCUGGUAGUGGCAGCAUGCGCGUUACACAAUUAUAUCCGCACGGAGAAACCAGAUGAUUGGCUUUUCAAAAUGUAUGAACAGAAUGUUUCACUUCAAAUGGAAGAAUCGCUGCCUCCAAUAGAGGUUGAACAACCAAAGUCAGAUAUUGAUAUGCAGUCUCUGGAAGACACUUUUGAUGCAGAGCAACUUGAACUUGCUGCGCAGUUAAGGGACUCUAUUGCAGCUGAAAUGUGGAAUAAUUUUAUCCAUUCCAUGUCUCCUAGUUAAUGUCUUUUGCAUCAUUUUGUUAGGCUAGGUUUGAAAUUUACUUAGGGUGCACAGAAGAUGAAAGGAUUUUGAUUUUGAGAGUCAUAUUGACAUUGGCAUCAUUUUGGUCAUACGAUAGGUGUAGUGGGAAAUUACAUUUACUUUAUAGCUUCACCGAUUGCUUUUAGAAGAUGGAUUAUGGUAAUCAAUUCAGGGGCAAAGUAUCAAUUUUUCCGGUGCUUGCUUAUGUAUGAUCACUGGAAGAAUGAAAAAUCUGUGUAUUACUACUAUGUUGAUCAAAAGACAUGGGAUUCAGUUUGGCUGAUUGAGCCCUAAAUCUGAACCGUACAAAUUAAAAUUGGA
This is a messenger RNA of Neltuma alba, 1388 nucleotides long. RefSeq lists its product as uncharacterized. Lineage: Eukaryota; Viridiplantae; Streptophyta; Magnoliopsida; Fabales; Fabaceae. The coding region runs from base 18 to 1046 and encodes 342 amino acids. The transcript has 3 exons. The record is from RefSeq and is a predicted model, not a curated record.